This is a messenger RNA of Humulus lupulus (European hop), 1953 nucleotides long. RefSeq lists its product as uncharacterized. Gene Ontology annotation, biological process: ribosomal large subunit biogenesis. The transcript has 12 exons. The coding region runs from base 36 to 1517 and encodes 493 amino acids. Gene Ontology annotation, cellular component: nucleolus; preribosome, large subunit precursor. Gene Ontology annotation, molecular function: protein binding. NCBI's taxonomy places the organism in Eukaryota, Viridiplantae, Streptophyta, Magnoliopsida, Rosales, Cannabaceae. The record is from RefSeq and is a predicted model, not a curated record.
GAAAGAGGUAGAGUUAGGGUUUUAGAGCUUCAGAGAUGCCUCGCACAACGACAUUGGAGUGCCCCGGUUGCCCUCCGCUUAGAGCUCUCACCUUCGACGCACUUGGUCUCAUAAAAGUUAUUGAAGCUCGGGGCAAGCAAGGAGGUCUUCCGAAGAUCGUAGAGAGAUGGGGCGAGCCGGACGCCUCCAAAUCCGUGAUUGCAGCUUCAAUGGUGGACGCCAAACACGACCCAAUGUUAGCUGUUGCAAGAAAAAAUGGCACGAUUGAGGUUCUCAAUCCUCUUAAUGGGAAUCUUCGUUUUGCAAUUUCUAAUGUUGGUGAUACUGGUCGACCUGAAGUUGAUGCUAUUGCUGGGCUGCAUUUAUUUGCAAGAAAUAGAUUGGAAUCAGAAUCCAAGUCUUGCACUUUUCUUACUUGUUCGGCAAAUGGGAAAGCAAACAUGAGGUCCUUUGAAGAUAUCUCAUCUGCAGAUUCUGCCUCAAUGGGAUCUUCAAAAACAUGGGAUGUCUGCACGUCUGGUAAUAUUCAAUGUUUCAAGGUGGAUGGAAGUGAAAACUAUGCAUUAUUUGGAGGGAAGGGAGUGGAGAUGAAUGUAUGCGAUCUCAACGAGUGUACAAAGAUUUGGACUGCAAAAUCUCCUCCUAAGAACAGUCUUGGCAUUUUUACCCCAACUUGGUUCACAUCUGCCACUUUCCUCAGUAAAGAUGAUCAUCGUAAAUUUGUGGCUGGUACUAACAGUCAUCAGGUUCGCCUCUAUGAUAUUUCUGCUCAGAGAAGGCCUGUUAUAUCCUUUGAUUUCCGGGAGACCCCUAUUAAAGCAGUGGCUGAAGAUUUAGAUGGCCACACAAUCUAUAUAGGGAAUGGAUCUGGUGACCUUGCGUCUGUUGACAUGCGUACUGGCAAAUUGUUAGGAUCUUUCUUGGGCAAGUGUUCUGGAAGCAUUAGAUCGAUAGCCAGGCACCCAGAGCUUCCAGUGAUAGCAUCAUGUGGAUUGGAUAGCUAUCUACGUCUGUGGGAUGUAAGGACACGGCAAUUGCUUGCUGCGGUUUUUCUGAAGCAGCACCUUUCCAGUGUUAUUAUUGAUUCCAAUUUCAGUGAAGAAGAUGUUGCCUACUCUACAAGAGAUCCCGCAGUUGAAGAAACACCGACUGCCAAUGAUUAUAAAGAUGGAGAUGAGCAAGGUCGACAAGAUGUGGAAAGGAAGAAACCUUCGAAAGAGAAGAAAGCGAAGAAAGGAAGUAAACAAAAAAUUAGAAGCAAUGAAAAAUCUACAGAAGAUGAAGGAAGCAAGAAGGUAAGUAAAAAGAAAAAUAGAAGCACUGAAAUGUCAACAGAAGAUGACGGAAGCAAGAAGUCGAGUAAAAAGAAGAGAAGCAGUGAAAUAUCUACAGAAGAUGAGGGAAGCAAGAAGCUAAUUAAGAAGAAAAAGAAAAGUAAUCAGAUAUGUGCAGAAGAUGAAGGAAACAAGAAGCUGAAGUCCAAGAAAAGAUUAAAGCACGAGAAACUCGAUGAUUAAUCAUGACUUAAUGGAUUGAACUAUUCAGUUAUCAAACAUUGCAGCUUGCCAUGCUUUAUAUCGUAAGGGAGACGGUGAGAUAAGUAUCGUGUAAAAGCCAGGUUGCUGCUGCCUGCCAUUCUAUCAAAGAAGGGCAUGGAAAUAGCGUAAAAACUACAAUGUUUUUCCUUUGCUCACUUGAGAGUGCAAGCACCUUAAAAUUUUGUUGGAAGAGGGUUGUAAUUUAUUCUCAGAGAAUUGAAAAACCAGUCUUUUAUCAUAUUUAAAUGAGAUAAAUGUCUCGAUUCAUUUUUGGAAAUUUAGAUCAUGUGUUCAAGCUUUAUGUAUUGUCAUGGAGUACAUAAUGCUAUUCUAGCCUUUUAUAAUAAUUAUAAUCAUAAGUGAGACAAUUUCGUUUUUUGAAAACAUCUGAAUAAUGAAGUUAAAAUUUUGUUGC